Molecule: messenger RNA, 2225 nt
Organism: Alternaria alternata
Lineage: Eukaryota; Fungi; Ascomycota; Dothideomycetes; Pleosporales; Pleosporaceae
Exons: 2
Coding region: 361-2058 (565 amino acids)
Source: RefSeq, a predicted model, not a curated record
CAUGCACAACGGCAUCCUCUCCAACUGUCCAGUCCAGUGGGGCCUGCAUCCAUCCUAUGCUGCCCUUCUUGACGCAAUCUCCUGUUCGCGCCAGGGAAACAAGCUUUUUGCUAAGCUCGGCGCUUCUCCAUUCUCAUCCGGGAGGGGCGGCAGUGUUGACGAAGCCGACCAGCCUUCAUUCCUAGCCACCCGCUCCCGCUCUACAACCACCGCUGCAACCACCCACAGCCACGCCAUUCUCUUCUUUCCUCUGCAUACCCUCCUGCUUGCGCCCACACUGCCUUCCCACACGACUGCCGGCAAUGAAUUGUAGUUGGCUCACAUUAGCGGCCCCUGUGUAAUCGUCCAGUGUCGCCCACCAUGUCUGCCCAAAGGAUUGGUAUCUUUACCAUCGACUUCCCGGACCCUCUUCGCAUCGACUACGACAACAACCAGUUCAUUACACUCAACGAUUCCGUCUCGUUCCAGUACCGCAUCCUCAACAACAUCCAGACCUUGUCCACCAAAGGCGUCGACGGCAACCAAGACCCCUACGGCAUACUCUACGUACCUGAUGUCUACACAUCUGGCUGCAAGCAACAGGAGGCAGACUACGUCCUCGAGAAUGCGACACGGAUAGCCAAUCUCCCGUCCGACAAGGAUUACGCACUCAUCGCCGUUGCACCCUGGUACUCGGCGCAGUGUACCAUCGAAUACUUCACCGCAGCGCGCAACCAUCCCACCAAAGCCUUUCUCACCUACCUUCCCGGAGACAGCAACGCCAAACCACCGGUGCUCAACGAUGCGGCGUGGAACCUUCAAGAUGGCGGUAGUUGGCAGACGGCCAAUGACUUUCCCACCUAUGCGCUGUCUUCAAUGACGGGGAGGAACAUCAUGGAGCAGCUGGACCAGUAUUCUGGAAACUUGAGCCAGGUACCGCAUGCCGAUCAACUCUCGCAGAUAUACGAUUCCACCGACUAUGUGCGCUUGUGGGCAACCGUCAGUACUGAUUCUGGUGGCCAACUCCCAAGCCUAUGGGUUUUCCUCGUCAUCGUCUUAGCAGUCCUACUCGUGGCUGUCAGCAUCACUUCUCUCGUCAUGCAUAUCAUCCAACGAAGACGGCGCAACGACCUGCGCGAGCGCGUUCUCAACGGCCAGGUCGAUCUCGAAGCAUUGGGCGUCAAGCGUCUCACAGUCUCGCAACAAGUUCUCGACAAACUACCCAUACACACACACACUGCUCCCGCCGUUGCUGCUGCUGCUGCUUCGAACGAGCCUGAGAAGACCACCGCUACACAAGCGCCGAACCACGCACACGAUCUCCCACACGCCGCCGUAGAUGCUGAAACUGGCUACAAGGGACCUCAGCUGCUCCGCCACUCGUCUGCACCCACGAUACCUACAGUACCCACGUCUGGUACGUCUGCAUCAUGGUCCCAGCCCACAUGUCCAAUCUGCAUGGAUGACUUUGAAGUCGACGAAACACAAGUGCGCGAGCUUCCGUGCCACCACAUUUUCCAUCCUGAGUGCAUCGAUACCUUCCUCCUCAAUCACUCAUCGUUAUGUCCCAUGUGCAAACAAACUGUAUUGCCUACAGGUGCUUGUCCGGUCAAUAUUACCAACGUCAUGGUACGGCGAGAGCGCCAUAUAAAUCGCAUGCGAGCGCGCAGUGCUCAUACAGCAAACACCCAACCAAGUUCCGUAUCCACACCUCCCUCAACAGUGCCAGUUUCACUAGCGCGCCCAGCGGCCGCUUUUGGGUCGCUUGGCAACAGGAUAGGCGGAGCUAUCUCUGGUCGACGUAUCUUCAGCGCACCUGAGCGGACGCAGUCACGACCACAUGAUAUCGAGAUGGCCACUACGCCGCCACCUGAUGCCCCACCACAACCUCAGCCGGCCAGUGCACCAACUUCACAAAAUCCACAAGACUGUAGUCCUACUCAUAACAGACGAGAAUGGGCACGGCAACGAGCAUUGGCUAUGCUUGGUCCCCGUCAUGCGCCUGCUAGUGACGUGGAAGAAGAAGAAGAAAAUGUGCCAAAGUGGCGGCGUGUGUUCCGCAAGGUCUUUCCCAUUUGAUCAAUAAGCGAUUUGUUUUAUCACGAUACCUCAGCAUAGAUUCGGCGCAACACUUUCAUUAACGUAAUGUAUUACAACGGUGUUCAGGAGAUCACGGAAGCGGCUUUGGGAUCAUUUGGAAAGGGAGAUACCAGGGCUACAUAGCGACAUUACUGCUGCAUACAAUU